This is a messenger RNA of Metschnikowia bicuspidata var. bicuspidata NRRL YB-4993, 688 nucleotides long. RefSeq lists its product as uncharacterized. The coding region runs from base 115 to 528 and encodes 137 amino acids. Lineage: Eukaryota; Fungi; Ascomycota; Pichiomycetes; Serinales; Metschnikowiaceae. The record is from RefSeq and is a predicted model, not a curated record. The transcript has a single exon.
UUUCGGGCCUCUUGCGCUCCGUUCCACGCGGGGCGGGCGGGGCGCACUGUGCGGGCCAAUCUGGCAGAGGCGCCUAGCGGCGCCGGCGCCGGCGCUCGGCAGGGACCGGCCACAAUGGCUGCAACAAGGGCGGCUUUUUGCGGUCUGCCGGGCCGCCAGCCUUUUGGGUUCCCGGGCGGUCUCCCUGUUUCCGAGCGGCCUUUUUUUCCGGGCGGCUGUCUUGUUUUUGUGUGGCUGUCUUGUUUUUGUGGUGGCUUUCUUGUAGUUCAGGUGGCGUUUUGUUUUCGCGGGGCGUUUUGUUUUCACGGGGCCGUCUGCUUUUCAUGGGGCCGUAGAAAACGCGGGCCCGGGAAGCCUCGACGGAGCCUGGCCGCGGCGUCUUGUCUGGCUGGCGCCAGGCAAUACAUCCCGAGUGCUCUGUGUGUCCCGGCGAACAAGAGGUGGCCAGGCAAUCGGGAGGACCGUGCUGCCAACCGCUGCAGAUUGGCUGCUGUUUGGCGGGCUAAUUGGGGAGCAGCCUGGGGCUAAUAGAUGAGCUCAUUUAUAAUGGGCCCGCUGAUUGGCCCGGGCAGUGCGGGGAAUUCUGGAAGCGCGCGCCGUUGCUAGGCCUGCAGUGGGCCCAUAGCGUGGGCAGCAAAUAGAAAGAAAGCCGGCAAAUUAAAACAGAGACGAUGUGUUUUUUUUUUUG